Salvia hispanica is the source of this 864-nucleotide messenger RNA. The record is from RefSeq and is a predicted model, not a curated record. NCBI's taxonomy places the organism in Eukaryota, Viridiplantae, Streptophyta, Magnoliopsida, Lamiales, Lamiaceae.
UUCUUUUAACCCCCUUCAUUACUAAGCAUUUUGUUGGGACUUGGGCAGUGGCUAUGUGAUUUUUAAAGCAUCUACUUGUUAUGCACACCUAUGUUUUGAUCAAGCUUGGUUUCAAAGGUGUUUUAAUCUAUAUGGUAUAUGUCCCAUAGUUGCUACUGUUAUGAGGUUCCUAUAGCCAUGCUUCUAUGUUCUUGAGCCGACUAUGAUGUCCGUAAUAAUGCAGAGAGGGUGCUAGUCUAUUACUGUUCAACUAAAUCUUAGCAUACUGAAAUGUUUUCUCUAAGAUGAUUCAUGCUUUCCUAUUCUAACUUUGAGAUGCAUGAAGAUAGAAGGACGAGAGUGUGGAUACCUGAUUUCCUUUCUUGGGGUGGCUGUUGGAUUUGGUUGAAGCUGGAGUUGCAAGGCAGCUCAUUUUACCUAACACUCUCUCUUGGUUAUGGUGGUGAAAAGGAUUUUGUAUCACUAAGGAAACGAUUAGAGCUGUGCACCUAUAUAUAUAUACUAAAUUCUGGAGUUGGUUGGGAUUUGGUCAAGGGGUGUGUGCAGAGAGCAAAUCUGCUCUAUUGGCUUCUUGCUAAGUCUGUUGGGAGCAGAUUUUGUGCAGGACACACUGAAGCUGUCGGUGCAAGAGGGGCUGAGGUUGGAGCUAAAAAUAUUUCACAGGAAGUGGGAAGGGGAUAGGUGGGCAUCAAGUGGCUGAUUCUCUAGCUAUUGGGCCAAGCAUAAAAGAAUUUGGGCUCAAGAGAAAAAAUAGACAUAGCCCAAUACUUGUAUUUUAUAUCAUUGUGGACUUGAUUGUUUAUUUGGACUUCAAUUCUUUUGUACUUAAACGAAAUUCGAAAAUUUCUCUUGAUCGAUCUUAAA